Molecule: messenger RNA, 5188 nt
Organism: Anguilla anguilla (European eel)
Lineage: Eukaryota; Metazoa; Chordata; Actinopteri; Anguilliformes; Anguillidae
Gene: kcnip2
Product: Kv channel interacting protein 2
Exons: 8
Coding region: 828-1490 (220 amino acids)
Biological process (GO): regulation of potassium ion transmembrane transport
Cellular component (GO): voltage-gated potassium channel complex
Molecular function (GO): potassium channel regulator activity; calcium ion binding
Source: RefSeq, a predicted model, not a curated record
AUAUGCUGCGAUUAGAUCACGUCUCAAACCGCUUUAUCUGUCGUAUUCAUCUCUUGCCGAUUUAGUUUAACUGAUAUCAAUGCCUACCCGUUACGUUUCCAUGUUUAACUUACUCCAGACAGGGUAACCCACGAAUUGGAAGUAACGCACAUUAUACGGUUCAGUUCUCAGCACCAAACAGCCUAUAGCCUACUUCUUAUUUAUCGGCUUAUAUUUCUAAAGUCGAACACAUGUGCAUGUGACAAAUAUAGCCCAUCUUCCCUUUCACGGUUUACAAGCGCAGUCGCCUACGUAACGUUUGAAAUUAAGCAUCAUAUGAAGCGCACCUGAGGACAGAGGUAAGACCGCGCGCAGUAUGUGGAGCGCGCGCUCAUACCAGAGGAUACCACACUACACCUGCGGCACCCCAGUGAAAGACACAGCGCGAGUAUCAUAUUAUCAGGAUUCAGACAAUGUUAAACCGUUUAAACAUUAAACAGGAUAACAUGCGAAUGUUUUAGUAAUUAUACAUGCACUAAAGAUACUUACUCGCCCCUUUGGAUUUGAACAAACCUUGCCUGGAGCCGCUGGAAGACAGACACGGACACGAGUUGCUGCUGCAUGUGGCGGGUAUCGUUCGCUUAAGUCAGAGGGACAGAGAGAGGAGCAGGAGUAGGCUAUAUAAUUAGGAAAUAAAAUUUGCUUGAAAGUUAAAAGGUUGCGGUUAUUGGCUAUAGUUGUUUUUUAUGGUUCGUCAUUACUGGGAAUCGAUAAGACCGGGUGUAUUAGAAAUAUUAGGGGGUGUAAUUCUUUGAAAAAAAUAAGCAAUCUCUGCGCGGUUGGUCGAGAUGAAGGCAAAAAAUAGGGACCAAAGCUUAUCUGAUUCAAGAGAACUAGACGGUUCAUAUGACCAGCUCACAGACAGCAUCGAGGACGACUUUGAGCUGUCGACCGUGUGCUGCCGGCCCGAGGGCCUGGACAAGCUGCAGGAGCAGACCAAGUUCACCAAGAAGGAGCUGCAGAUCCUCUACAGGGGGUUCAAGAACGAGUGCCCCUGUGGAAUGGUCAAUGAGGAGACCUUUAAGCUCAUCUACUCACAGUUCUUCCCACAGGGAGAUUCAAGCAUGUAUGCACAUUUCCUGUUUGAUGCUUUUGACACUCAGAAGAAUGGAUCUGUUAGUUUUGAGGACUUUGUCACAGGCCUGUCAGUCAUACUCAGGGGAUCCAUCGUUGACCGGCUCAACUGGGCAUUUAACCUGUAUGAUCUAAAUAAGGAUGGGUGCAUCACCAAAGAGGAGAUGACGGACAUCAUGAAGUCCAUAUAUGACAUGAUGGGGAAGUGUACCUACCCUACCAUGCAGGAAGACGCUCCCAGGGAACAUGUGGAGAACUUCUUCCGGAAAAUGGACCGGAACAAUGAUGGCGUUGUCACUAUUGAGGAGUUCAUUGAGUCAUGCCAAAAGGAUGAAAACAUCAUGCAGUCCAUGCAGCUGUUUGACAACGUCAUUUAAGGAUACAUUUCUUAGGAGACGGUGGAGUGGGCGUGGUCAAGCGAGCCCUGUGUGUUUGCAGUUAGGGACUCCUCCUCCUACCCCACCAAGCCCAAUCCCACCCCCACCUCUCCAUUGGCUGCCUGACAAGGAGGCUCAUCUCCCCCUUGUGUCCUCUCUCUCCUCCCCUGAGACUAGAGGGAGCUGGUGCAGGCUGACUUGCUGGGGGAGCCGAGGGAUGGAAUUGGAAUUUGUUUUACCGUUUGUUUCCUUGAAUUUAUGAGACUGCUUUGGCAUCGAAUGGACUCCUGAGCAUCCCUAUUCCACACCAUCACCAAAAUCCCUGCCCUUCUCACACACACACACACACACACUCACACACAUACGCACACACACACGCACCCUUAUUCCACACCAUCUCCAACCCCCCACCGCCUCCCAUACACACACUCUCUCUCUCUCUCUCUCUUUCUCUCACACACACACACACACACUCUGUCACCCCUUGUCUCGGGAAGGGAGGAAGGGUAGAGAUCGACGGUCAACUUGAGACUUCAAUUACAGUUUAGUUAUUUGGCAGAUGCUCUUACCCAAAGCGACUUAGAAAAGUGCAUUUUACAUGGUACACAAACAAAACACUUGAUGAAAAUCCUUUCCCAAGGGAACCUAGCUGACCAAAAGACUUGGAUCCUGGCUGGCUUGGACACCUAACCGUGAUGACAGCAAUUUGCAGCUUGUAUUUUUUUUUUUUGUUUUUGACCGCAUGAUGUCAACCAUAGAAAAUCUCAGUCUAUCAAUAUAUUUAUCGACGUGCUCCAAACCCUGCCUGCAGUUCUCCUCGUCUGUCCCUGGAUACUUCUCCAACUGUUUGCAUCACUUCGGCCUGUCUCUCCCCGAAAGCAAGACUCAUGGGAGGGGCAACAGUGUCUGCCCUCAGUCACCUGACCCCUACGGAAGAAACGAUUGGUUUCAGAUCAGUGAGUCACUGGUAACACACAGUGGCUCUACCCCGUUUCUGGUUUCAGGAAGCCUCACUCGCCCAUCCCUUUACUACCCGGCACCCCGACACUCUGCAAUAGUGCAUAGAAGCAACAGUACAAAAUGGCCUAUGCAAUAGCAUUCUUGCAAUGUUUCUGUGAUGUUAUUUGUGAUGUACGACCAUACAGUAAUGUUAUGAGAAUGUAAAGUGUUAUCUGGGACCAUAAAGGAAACCUUUGCUGUAGAUGCUGGCAGACAGCAGUGGUUGUACAUACCACAAAUCUAAACUCAAAGUCCAAAAACAAGAUUUAAAAAAAAAAAUGUAAUCAGAGUAUAUGUAUUCACAUAAUUCAUAUUUAAUGAGCUGACCAAGAAAAGCAAGUGAUGUCAAAUAAUACAUAGAGAAAGGUUUCCCUUAGCUCUUUUUUCACGUCAGCACAGGACAACCAGCGCAACGGGCAGAUGAACGUAGCAAAAGCCAGGUGAAAAUGGCUUCCCUUACCGCCGUGGCCGGUACAGGUGUUCUGUUCCGUCCCCUCUGUGACCCCAAAAUAAACCCCAGACGGCAGAGGCGCCGGGUCCGACGGCGGCCUUGCCGCUGCCGGUUGCUAUGGCGAUGCUCCCGCGGGUGCGGCAGGUGCGCGGACGGAGCAGUGGCGCCUCGGCUUCGCCGUCGCCCGAGAGCCGACCCUGCGCGCUCCCUCCAGCUGUGGCCAGCCCAGAGGCCCACCGCCUGACACUUAUCGACAGCGCGCUCCUCCGUUUGGUCGCUCUUGUUGACACAAAACAAGCACAAGCCAGACGCAAAUAACCAGAGGAGAUCUUUUAUUAAUAAUCGCAGCUGGUACGGCACCUUCAUAGCACAUUCUUCUUCUGUCAGUCCAAGUCCCUGUUACUCCCGAAGGACAUCCACUUCAGUGGUCUGCAUUCUUUAGUUGAUUAUUAUUUGUUACCCUCAUUAUUGCAGACACGCCGAUGCAGGGUGGCAUAUAUACAGAAAGCAGGAAAACAGGAAAAUUGGAAAUAUCCCAAAGCAGGCUUGGAAUCAGCAAGUAGUUCUAGUUCCAUAAACACUACACUGUAGAAAUCUAUAUUAUAUUAUACUGUACUGUGUUAUGCUAUUUGCUUGUUAUCCAAGGCAAAUUUCCUAAUUCAACAGCAGUGAGUUGGUGACCCAUUUUGGAGCCUCUGUAAGCACUAUGUCUACAAUCCACCCUUCUACCAGUGGUGCCCACUAAGUAUGAUUUUGUGGUCUGGUACAGGUAUAAAUAACAUGACCAAACCUCUCCUGUUCAUGGUGGGUCCUAUUGUUUUCCCUACAUUUAAAGAUUCAUAAUGCUCUUGUGCCCCAAAUCUUAUGGGCUAUCACUAUGGAUUCAUUUAUUUUUAUCCAGGUGGAAAGUGUUACAGUAAGCAUGUAUGUGUCUGUAGCUUGACAAAUGUCAAACAUAGAUGAAUCGAUAGAACGGGAGGUUACACAAGGAGUGCAAAUUCCCACAAAUGUGUUAGAUUUUGAAAGAACACACACACACACACACACACACAUGCACACAAACAAACACUGACACACAGCUGCAUUCUAUAAUUAAUGCAGCUUCUGUUUUAACAAAUAUUCUGAUUCCAUGCCAAUCCACAGCAGCGAUGACCAUACUGGUCAAUGGGUUGAUCAUAUCUGAUGUACUGGAGGAGAUAGAAACUUCUGCCACAAACACACACACAUGCAUGUAUACACUUGUACACACAUACAGAGCGGGAGAAAUUUCAGUUGCACACAAUUAAAUGAGAAGAAAAAAUCUGGCACGCAUAGUCAAUUAUUUGAGAAAGCCUCUGUUGUCAGCACAUUUCAGUUUCUUUAAACCAGUUCAUAAAAGGUCAACUGGAAAAAAUAUAAUAUUGUAGGGGUCUCCAAACAGCUUUCAUGGGGCGGAGAAUGAAAUUGUUCAUUGGUGCACAUGGCUAAUUACCUUUGCUAGUGUACUAGUAAUUGCUAUUUAUGCAUGACCUUGCUUGCCACAUGGAACAUUGGCUAGUAUAUAGUUAUAUUUAUUCACAAGAGUAUUGAUGAUAGUGCACAAAUUCAUCACCUCAUCAAAAACUAAAGUGUAGCUACUGUAUAUCUUUCAUUUUUGAUAUGUUAAGUCAUGAACAUGCCUUCAUAAUAUAAGUCAUUAUAAUAACUACAUCUUCAGCUGUUCUCAACACCUCAGCUAUAACAUGUGUGCUUGCCCAGCAUAUGAACUAAAGACUUUCUUUGGUAAUUUUGUUGCAUGUAGUCAUCAUCAUAAUUCAGUCAUUGAAUGGUCAAAAAUGAUAAAAGGGCCUGAUUUGGGCCCUGAGUCAUAGUUUGGGGACCCCUGCUGUAAGAGAAUUGAGCACUGCAGUAAUUUAAAGCAGUGUUUCCCUUUUUUUUUUUUUUAAAGAGGCUGGGUUGGCAUAAAGGAGGUGAAAUCUACUGUAACUUAUAACAUUCACAGCAUCUGUAAAAUGAGAGGCGUAGCAGCCAUUUUGGGUCAUUUAAUCAUUUGUUUAGUUCCUUAUGUUUUAAGGGCAUCCUGUCUUGAAUGCUUCUUGGCAGUGCUGACCACAGUCACCCCCUGGCUAUAAUCGCAUGCACUGUGUCUAGAGCAAUGACAAUGAAUAGGCCACCGUUACUUGCCAUGUGUCUAGUUGGUUAGGCUCUUGCUGUUUCAUAUAUGUAUAUUUUGUACAGAGACAACAAUAAAGUCACAGUUGCUAUGCAA